Penicillium griseofulvum is the source of this 7434-nucleotide messenger RNA. RefSeq names its product Glycosyl transferase, family 48. Bases 1 to 7434 code for a protein of 2477 amino acids. Gene Ontology annotation, biological process: fungal-type cell wall polysaccharide biosynthetic process; (1->3)-beta-D-glucan biosynthetic process. The record is from RefSeq and is a predicted model, not a curated record. Gene Ontology annotation, cellular component: 1,3-beta-D-glucan synthase complex; plasma membrane. The transcript has 7 exons. Gene Ontology annotation, molecular function: pyridoxal phosphate binding; 1,3-beta-D-glucan synthase activity. NCBI's taxonomy places the organism in Eukaryota, Fungi, Ascomycota, Eurotiomycetes, Eurotiales, Aspergillaceae.
AUGUCGGGCUACGCAGGCGGAGGCCACUAUGACGAUGGCUAUGGCCCCCAGCAGGGACAGGCACAUGGUCAAGCUCAUGGUGACUCCUACUACCAGGACGAACAUGCCCAGGGUUAUUAUGACAACCAAGGAUACGCUGACGGAGGCUAUUAUGACCAAGGUAAUGGCUACUACGGAGCAGACGGUCAUGGCGCCAAUGCAGCCCAUGCGGAUGGUGCACACCACGCCGAUGGAGGCCACGGAUACGCCGACGGAGGAUAUUACGAAGCCGGACACCACGAUCAGUACUACGGCGGCGCCGGUGCAGGUGGUGACCAGUACUACGACCAGGGACAAGGGGAAUAUGGCCGAGGCCGUCGUGGCCAUGAUUCCGAGGAGGAUUCCGAGACCUUUAGCGAUUUCACAAUGAGGUCCGAGACUGCUCGUGCUGCGGACAUGGAUUACUAUGGCCGUGGAGAUGAACGGUACAAUAGCUACUCAGACAGCCAAUACGGCGGUCGUGGUGGCUACCGUCCUCCUUCCUCCCAGAUCUCCUACGGAGCUAACCGAUCAUCUGGUGCUUCGACUCCUGUCUACGGAAUGGACUACGGAAAUGCCCUUCCCGCUGGCCAGCGCUCGCGUGAGCCUUACCCCGCCUGGACAUCUGACGCCCAGAUCCCCCUCUCAAAAGAGGAGCUUGAGGAUAUCUUCCUUGAUCUGGUCAACAAGUUUGGCUUCCAGCGGGACAGCAUGCGAAACAUGUACGACCACAUGAUGACUAUGUUGGACUCUCGUGCCUCGCGCAUGACGCCGAACCAGGCACUUCUCUCUAUCCACGCUGACUAUAUUGGUGGCCACAACGCGAAUUACCGCCGGUGGUAUUUCGCCGCUCAUCUCGAUCUCGAUGAUGCUGUUGGUUUUGCCAACAUGAAGCUCGGCAAGGCGGAUCGCAAGACGCGAAAAGCCCGCAAGGCUGCGGCUAAGGCUGCCAAAAAGAACCCCGAGAACGAAGAGGAGACGCUCGAGGCGUUGGAAGGAGAUAACAGUUUGGAAGCUGCAGAAUACCGGUGGAAGUCUCGCAUGAACCGCAUGUCCCAGCACGAUCGGGCCCGUCAAAUUGCCCUAUAUCUGCUGAUCUGGGGUGAAGCCAACCAGGUCCGAUUCCUGCCGGAAUGCAUCUGUUUUAUCUUCAAGUGUGCCGACGAUUACUACACUUCGGCUGAAUGUCAGGCUCGCGUUGAGCCAGUGGAGGAAUUCACUUACCUGAAUGAGAUCAUCACUCCUCUGUACCAGUACUGUCGGGAUCAGGGUUAUGAAAUCAUGGACGGCAAGUACGUUCGCCGUGAGUAUGAUCACAACAAAAUCAUUGGAUAUGAUGAUAUGAACCAGCUGUUCUGGUACCCGGAGGGUAUUGAGCGCAUCGGAUUUGAAGAUAAGACUCGUCUGGUCGAUGUCCCGAUCUCCGAAAGAUGGCCCAAGCUGAAGGACGUGGUCUGGAAAAAGGCCUUCUUCAAGACUUACAAGGAAACUCGCUCCUGGUUCCACAUGAUCACCAACUUCAACCGUAUCUGGGUUAUUCACCUGGGUGCCUUCUGGUUCUUCACUGCUUACAACGCCCCGACCUUGUAUACUAUCAACUACCAACAGCAAUUUGACAACAAGCCACCGCCGCCCAAAUAUCUCGCUGCCAUCGGUUUCGGUGGUGCUCUUGUCUCCUUCAUCCAGAUUCUAGCCACCAUUUGUGAAUGGAUGUACGUUCCCCGACGUUGGGCUGGAGCACAGCAUCUACGAAAGCGCUUCAUGUUCCUCAUCGUUGUCUUCAUUAUCAACCUGGCGCCUGGCAUCGUGAUCUUUAGCAUCUUGCCCGGGCUGAAGAUGCCGGAGAAGACCACGAACGGCAUUGGCCUCGCUCUCGGUAUUGUCCACUUUGUUAUUGCAGUCCUUACUGCUGCUUUCUUCGCAAUCCAGCCGUUGGGUGCGCUGUUCGGCAACUACAUGAAGAAAGGUGGACGACAGUAUGUUGCCAGUCAGACCUUCACAGCUAGUUUCCCUCGUCUUGCAGGUAACGAUAUGUGGAUGUCAUAUGGCCUAUGGGUCUGUGUGUUCGGUGCCAAGUUGGCGGAAUCCUACUUCUUCUUGACGCUAUCCUUCAAGGAUCCCAUCCGAAUCCUGUCCCCAAUGCAGAUCCAUCAGUGUACUGGCGCGAAAUACAUUGGUAACACCCUUUGCCACCGACAGCCUCAGAUUCUGCUGGGUCUGAUGGCCUUCAUGGACUUGACACUCUUUUUCCUGGAUAGUUACCUGUGGUACAUUAUUUGCAACACAAUCUUCUCUGUUGCCCGGUCGUUCUACUUGGGUGUGUCAAUUUGGUCACCAUGGAGGAACAUCUUCUCCCGACUUCCCAAGCGUAUCUACUCUAAGGUGCUCGCCACGACCGACAUGGAGAUCAAAUACAAGCCUAAGGUGUUGAUUUCCCAGGUUUGGAAUGCUAUCAUCAUUUCCAUGUACCGUGAGCACCUUCUGGCCAUCGACCACGUGCAGAAACUGUUGUACCACCAAGUUCCCUCCGAGCAGGAAGGCAAGCGCACCCUUCGUGCCCCGACCUUCUUCGUGUCGCAGGAAGAUCAAUCGUUCAAGACUGAGUUCUUCCCUCAGGGAAGUGAGGCGGAGCGCCGUAUCUCGUUCUUCGCGCAAUCGCUCUCUACGCCUAUGCCCGAGCCUCUCCCCGUUGACAACAUGCCCACCUUCACCGUCCUGAUCCCCCACUACAGUGAAAAGAUCCUUCUCUCUCUCCGUGAGAUUAUCCGUGAAGAUGAGCCUUACUCCCGCGUGACCCUGCUCGAAUACCUCAAGCAACUGCACCCUCACGAGUGGGAUUGUUUCGUCAAGGACACCAAGAUUCUCGCCGAUGAGACGUCGCAAUUUAACGGUGAUUACGAAAAGCCCGAGAAAGAUGCUGCGAAGAGCAAGGUUGAUGAUCUUCCCUUUUACUGUAUCGGUUUCAAGUCUGCCGCUCCCGAAUAUACCCUCCGCACAAGAAUCUGGGCUUCUCUCCGCUCUCAGACCUUGUACAGAACGGUGUCGGGUUUCAUGAACUAUAGCCGUGCUAUUAAGCUUCUUUACCGCGUCGAGAAUCCCGAGGUUGUCCAAAUGUUUGGUGGCAACUCUGAGAAGCUUGAGCGCGAGCUCGAGCGCAUGGCUCGCCGCAAGUUCCGCAUCUGUGUCUCCAUGCAGCGCUACGCCAAGUUCAGCAAGGAUGAACGUGAAAACACCGAAUUCUUGCUCCGUGCUUAUCCCGACCUGCAGAUUGCAUACUUGGAUGAAGAGCCACCUGUCGCUGAAGGCGAAGAACCCCGUCUGUACUCGGCCUUGAUCGAUGGCCACUGUGAACUUCUCGAGAACAACUUGCGCAAGCCCAAGUUCAGAAUUCAGCUGUCUGGAAACCCCAUUCUCGGAGACGGAAAGUCCGACAACCAGAACCAUGCAAUCAUCUUCUACCGUGGUGAAUACAUCCAGCUGAUUGACGCUAACCAAGACAACUACCUUGAAGAAUGUUUGAAGAUUCGCAGUGUCCUCGCCGAGUUUGAGGAAUUGACCACUGACAAUGUUUCUCCUUACACCCCUGGAAUUGCCUCCCCGGAGGAGAACCCCGUUGCCAUCCUUGGAGCCCGUGAAUACAUUUUCUCUGAGAGUGUCGGUGUCCUCGGUGAUGUUGCCGCCUCUAAGGAACAAACGUUCGGUACCCUCUUUGCUCGUACACUUGCUCAAAUCGGUGGUAAACUGCAUUAUGGUCACCCUGAUUUCCUGAAUGCCACCUUUAUGACCACCCGUGGCGGUGUUUCCAAAGCCCAGAAAGGACUGCACCUGAACGAGGAUAUUUACGCUGGUAUGAAUGCCAUUCUUCGUGGUGGACGCAUCAAGCAUUGCGAAUACUACCAGUGUGGUAAGGGUCGUGAUCUCGGUUUCGGAUCCAUUCUCAACUUCACCACGAAGAUUGGUACCGGUAUGGGUGAACAAAUGCUGUCCCGAGAGUACUACUAUCUCGGCACUCAGUUGCCUCUCGAUCGCUUCCUCUCAUUCUACUAUGCCCACCCUGGUUUCCAUCUGAACAACAUGUUCAUUAUGCUUUCAGUGCAAAUGUUUAUGUUCGUCCUGAUCAACCUGGGUGCCCUGAAGCAUGAGACCAUCAUGUGCCGUUACAACUCGGACUUGCCUAUCACCGAUCCUCUUGUACCCACUCUUUGCGCCAAUCUGAUCCCGAUUCUUAACUGGGUGAACCGCUGUGUUAUCUCUAUUUUCAUCGUGUUCUUCAUCUCCUUCGUUCCUCUCGCCGUCCAAGAGUUAACGGAGCGUGGAGUCUGGCGCAUGGCUACCCGUCUGGCCAAGCACUUCGGUUCAUUCUCGUUCAUGUUCGAGGUGUUCGUCUGUCAGAUCUAUGCCAAUGCUGUGCACCAGAACUUGUCUUUCGGAGGUGCGCGAUACAUUGGUACCGGUCGUGGUUUCGCAACGGCCCGUAUUCCAUUCGGUGUCCUCUACUCGCGAUUUGCUGGCCCCUCGAUUUACUUGGGUGCUCGUCUCCUGCUGAUGCUGUUGUUCAGUACCACAACUGUCUGGACUCCCGCUUUGAUCUGGUUCUGGGUUUCCCUGCUCGCCCUCUGCAUCUCGCCUUUCCUAUUCAACCCACACCAGUUUGCCUGGAACGACUUCUUCAUUGAUUACCGCGACUACAUCCGCUGGCUUUCUCGAGGUAACUCUCGAUCCCAUGCUUCCUCCUGGAUCGGCUUCUGUCGUCUUGCGCGUACUCGCAUCACUGGUUAUAAGCGCAAAGUCCUUGGUGUUCCAUCGGAGAAAGGAUCUGGUGACAUUCCCAGAGCGCGCCUCACCAACAUCUUCUUCAGCGAAAUCAUUUCGCCUCUACUCGGCGUUGCUGCAACAUUGAUCCCAUACCUCUAUAUCAACUCCCGCACAAUGUACUCUGAUGAUGUCAAGUGGGCUGCGAAUCCCAUCCUUCGCGUUGCGAUUGUCGCUUUCGCUCCCGUGGGUGUCAACGCCGGUGUUGCAGGUAUGUUCUUCGGCAUGGCUUGCUGUAUGGGCCCAGUGUUUGGCAUGUGCUGCAAGAAGUUCGGUGCUGUUCUCGCAGCUAUUGCUCAUGCCAUCUCCGUGAUUGUGUUCCUGCUCCUUUUCCUGGCCAUGUUCUUCCUUGAAUCCCUCAGCUGGGCCCGGACCAUCUCUGGAAUGAUCGCAGCUAUGGCUCUCCAGCGCUUCAUCUACAAGGUGAUCAUUUCUCUCGCAUUGACUCGUGAAUUCAAGAACGAUCAAUCCAACAUUGCAUGGUGGACCGGAAAAUGGUACAACAUGGGUUGGCACUCCCUCUCUCAGCCCGGACGUGAAUUCCUGUGCAAGAUCACCGAACUCGGUUAUUUCGCCAACGAUUUCUUCCUCGGCCAUAUUCUCCUGUUUGCCAUGCUCCCAGUCCUCGCCAUUCCCUACGUGGACACUUUCCAUUCGGUCAUCCUGUUUUGGCUUCGCCCAAGCUCUCAAAUUCGCCCCCCUAUUUAUUCUCUCAAGCAGUCCAAGCUUCGCAAGAGACGCGUUGUUCGCUUCGCCAUUCUCUACUUUGUCAUGCUACUUAUCUUCGUUGUCAUUAUCGCUGCGCCUGUCGUCCUGCGCAACACAAAGCAAUUGGAUAGCAUUCUGAAGGGCGACCUCUGGGAUAGCCUCGGUGUCUCCAAGAAGGACGCAAUUGGCCUACUCCAGCCACUUGAUCGCGGACUCAAUGAUACUGUCUCCUGGUACACCGGCUCUAACAUUCCCAAGGGCUACUCCUCAGGCAGCAUCCCGGCACCCUCAGAGGGUACCGCACCUGUUUUGACAUAUUGCAUUCCGGGUAUCUUGCUGGCCUGGUGCACCACACACAAGCGCUCUUUCCAAACAUCCGCCAUGGAUCUCCAGGAGACCCAGCGUAUUCUUACCGAAUAUCUGCACGAACUCGCGGAUCUAUUUCAUCGUGUACCUGGCUCCGCAAUCUUCCUCCGCUAUGUGAAAUCAAGCUAUCAAGAUGACCCAAUUCGUUCUGCCGUGGAACUCUUCCUCUUCCUUUUCGCCGUGCGAUAUCUGCUAGCGCCUAAGUAUUCGACCAAACCAGGCGUCGUACCACUUACAGAAGAUGAGAUCGAUGAUCUCGUGGAUGAAUGGACCCCUGAACCCCUCGUUGGGAACCCGACACCCUUAGAAGAGAUGGAAGUUGAUAAACGGACCGUGAUUCUUGGUCCCGUAGGCCCAAAAUCGAAACUAGCCAACGGCCGCACUGUUAUGAAUCUUGGUUCCUUCAAUUUUUACAACUUCAAUACGAAUGAGUCCCUCAAGGAACAGGCGAUCCAGACACUUCGCGCUUAUGGUGUUGGCCCCUGUGGACCUCGUGGGUUCUACGGCACACAGGACGUUCACAUGAAGACAGAAGAUGAUGUGGCGGCGUUCCUGGGGACCACGGCUUGCAUCAUCUACUCGCAGGCCUUCUCGACGAUUUCCAGUGUUAUUCCUGCCUUCUCGAAGCGUGGAGACAUUAUCGUCGCGGAUAAGGGGGUUAGCUUUGCAGUUCGCAAGGGUAUUCAGAUCUCUCGAAGUAUUGUCCGAUGGUAUGAGCAUAAUGACAUGGAGGAUCUGGAGCGCGUGCUUGCGAAGGUCACCAAGGAACAAGCUCGCAAGCCUUUGACUCGCAGAUUUAUUAUCACAGAGGGUCUGUUUGAGUCUUAUGGCGACAUGGCGGACUUGCCCAAGAUCAUCGAACUCAGACUUAAGUACAAGUUCCGUCUGAUCCUUGAUGAGACCUGGUCAUUCGGUGUGUUGGGACGCACUGGCCGUGGUCUCACAGAGCACCAAAACGUCGAUGCUUCCGAGGUUGAUAUGAUUGUGGGGUCACUGGCUGGUCCUCUCGUUGCUGGUGGUGGCUUCUGUGCUGGUUCGGAGGAGAUUGUUCACCACCAGCGUAUUUCAGCCGCUGCCUAUACAUUCUCCGCUGCGCUUCCCGCUCUGCUCUCGACUACUGCGAGUGCCACCAUCAACAUCCUUCAGAACAACCCUGAGACAGUAUCACAACUUCGGGAACUCACCAAGGCCAUGCGGGCUCAGUUGGAUCCCCGUAGUGACUGGGUUUACUGCACCAGCUCGCCUGAGAACCCUAUUCUCAUCUUGGUCAUCAAGCCCGAGGUUGUGGCUGCUAAGCGGCUCACACCCAAUGACCAGCAGUUCUUGCUCCAAGAUGCCGUGGAUGAGUCUCUCGCCAAUGGCGUUCUGAUCACACGGCUGAAGACCCUAGAGGACAACUUCGAGCCCAAGCAGGUCGUCCCGCCAGCCCUGAAGGUGUGCGUCACUACCGGUCUCACCAAGAAAGAGAUUGAAAAGGCAGGAACAAUUAUUCGCCAUGCCAUUACCAAGGUGAUGAGCAAGAGGAAGUAA